Messenger RNA from Zychaea mexicana, 1539 nucleotides. Its product is annotated as alpha-1,3/1,6-mannosyltransferase ALG2. NCBI's taxonomy places the organism in Eukaryota, Fungi, Mucoromycota, Mucoromycetes, Mucorales, Lichtheimiaceae. The coding region runs from base 126 to 1463 and encodes 445 amino acids. Gene Ontology annotation, molecular function: alpha-1,3-mannosyltransferase activity; GDP-Man:Man(1)GlcNAc(2)-PP-Dol alpha-1,3-mannosyltransferase activity. The transcript is spliced from 7 exons. The record is from RefSeq and is a predicted model, not a curated record.
CACUAAACCUGCCUCUCUCGCUCGCUGCGUAUUUGAAGUGACUGCUCUGUCAAAAUCAAAGGCAUGAAGCACACCCAAAAGUGGAAACCUAGUGAUUUUGUUCUCUCGCUUUGUUAUUUGCUACAAUGAAAAUCGCGUUCAUUCAUCCCGAUCUCGGCAUUGGUGGAGCCGAACGACUGGUCGUCGAUGCUGCUGUAGGACUUCAAUCGAAAGGCCACGACGUUGUGUUUUAUACGAGUCAUCACGAUCCCAAACAUUGCUUUGAGGAAACACGCGACGGCACGCUUAGAGUCAACGUACGUGGUGAUUGGUUGCCUCGCACAAUCUUUGGUCGGUUUUAUAUCCUAUGCGCAAUUCUUCGACAGAUUGUGCUUUCGCUUUCAUUGAUAUACCAAGACGAUGAAAAGUACGAUGUCCUAUUCAUUGAUCAAUUAAGCGCAUGCAUUCCCUUAUUUAAAUCAUUGAGCUCCGCGCGGGUGCUCUUUUAUUGCCAUCACCCGGACAAACUGUUAACUACUCGCAAAUCACCUCUGAAGAAACUAUAUCGUUUACCGGUUGAUAGACUUGAAGAAUGGACUACAGAUUCGAUUGUUGUUAAUAGUGGAUAUACUGGCACUGUCUUUAAAGAGUCAUUUCGAUCCAUCCAACAAACACCUCAAAUCCUUUAUCCACCCAUCAAUUUCAGUGGCUAUGAUCGGUCCGUUGAUCUAAAUGAUGAAUCAGUAAAAAUUCUGCAAUGUCCUCAAAAGAUGUUAAUCUCCAUUAACCGGUUUGAGCGAAAGAAAAACGUGGAGCUGGCUCUUCGCGCAUUUGCCUCGUUGAAAGACAUGGUAUCUACUGAAAUGCUUGCUAAAUACCGUCUAGUACUUGCUGGCGGAUAUGAUCGACGCGUUCAAGAGAACGUAGAAUAUUUAAAAGAACUAGACCAACUGGCCCAAGAAGUCUUUAAUUUAAAGACGUUUACGAUAUACCCUUCAUCAUUGGAAAAACCACCAGCAGAUGUCCAAGUAGUAUUCCUUUGUUCAUUCAACGAUGCGCAACGUACGUUUUUGCUAAGCGAGGCGAAUCUGAUGCUGUACACGCCAUCAAACGAACAUUUUGGUAUUGUGCCGGUUGAAGGCAUGUAUGGCUCUGUUCCUGUGAUUGCUGUUAACUCAGGCGGACCUGUGGAAACUAUCAAGGACAAGGAGACGGGUCUGUUACUGCCUUCAGAUCCUGUGGCCUGGGGUAACGGCAUCAAGGACAUUAUCACGGGCAAGUACGAUCGGACACAGAUGGGUCGGCAAGGGCGUGAACAUGUCCAACAAAAAUUCUCCCUGGAGGCUUUUGCAGACCAGCUGCAGGGCAUUAUCAAUGAUCUCAUGGAUCAACCUUUCAAAAAGUCAAAGUGUGUACAGUACUUUUUAAUAGCUAGUAUCAGCAUUGCUGCAGUCCUACUAGGAGCAUUGUAUCCAAGUUUAUAAUGUAAUAAUAAUAACAAUAAUAGUACUGCGUGGUCACACCACCACCACCACUUUUUUUGUUCUUUACCUCUCCCUA